UCGUUCAAGGCGGCAUGGAGGAUGGUAGGGCUGUGUAGCUGAACAGAGGGGAAGAGAAGCAUCUUUCGUUGCUGACGAAUGUCAUAAUCAAUUAUCGUGAUCGCAAUGAUUUGACUAGCACUACCGUUCAUCACUAGUAUUUUACAACUUCAUUAGAACAUCUGUCAACGAUGGAAACCAAGAAGCACAGAGUAUAUAAGGUCGUCCUGACCGGAGGCCCCUGCGGUGGCAAAACUACUGGACAAUCACGUCUGUGCACGUUUUUUGAAAACAUGGGAUGGAAGGUAUUUAGAGUACCAGAAACAGCAACAGUUCUUUUGAGUGGUGGGAUAAAAUUCACAGAUCUCUCAGCACAAGAGGUGUUGGCGUUCGUACCUCACUCGUGUCCAAUUUGUGUGGCGAAGUGCACUGGACAUGGCAACAGUAGUGAGGCAUUCAAAUUCCAGGAAAAUCUUCUGAAAACCAUGCUGCAGAUAGAAAAUACUUUCUUUGCUCUUGGAGAAUCCUGUAGUAGAGAUUGUUUGAUUAUCUGUGAUAGAGGUGCCAUGGAUGCUUCAGCCUUUAUAUCAAAGGAAAAAUGGGAAAGGAUGAUGUCAUCAAAUGCUUGGAAUUCAGUCGAAUUAAGAGACAAUCGUUACAAUCAGAUUAUCCACAUGGUUUCAGCUGCUAAUGGUGCUGAAGACUUUUAUUCAACAGAGGAUCAUGCAUGUCGCAGUGAGGGUAUAGAUUUAGCACGAGAUUUGGAUUAUAAAGCAGCAGCUGCAUGGGUCGGACAUCCGUAUUUUGAUGUUAUUGAUAAUUCUACAGAUUUUGAAAUGAAGAUCUGUAGGAUGAUUGAUAGUGUGUGCCAAAAACUGGGUAUUGAUACUGGUGAUCGUCUUCGAACAAAUUCAAGAAAGCUUAAAUUUUUGGUUGGGAGCUUGCCGCCUGAUUCACUUUUUCCACCUUUUCAAGAUUUUGAUGUUGUGCACAAUUAUUUACAGACAAACACACCCAGUAUGCAAGCUCGUCUGAGGAAAAGAGGCCAAAAUGGUCACUGGAGCUACAUACACACAAUCCGAAAGCCAAAGAUUCGUGACCAGAUUGUGGAAGUGAGAACUCAGCUCACUCACAGAGACUAUAUAAAUAUGUUGGCCCAAAAAGAUGACUCACAUUUCACAAUUUUCAAGAAAAGGAGAUGUUUCCUUGUUAAUAACCAAUAUUUCCAGCUGGAUAUUUACAAAGAGCCAUGUCAUCCAAGGUGUAAAGGUCUUGUCCUGCUUGAAACAUACACAAGUGCUGAUGAUAGUGAACUACACAGAAUUCUCCCUCAGUUCCUGACCAUCAUAAAAGAAGUCACGGGCAAUCCUAAUUUUUCCAUGUUCAAUCUCUCCCUACGUGAAGAAUGGGAUACUACGAAGAAAUUCUGUCACUCAUUGCAAGGUACUGUUGAUGAAGCAACUGGAGACAUACAAAAAAAUGGUCAGAAAGAGCCUCAGCUAGUAAAUGGAGUGUAAGAAAAUAUUUAUAUUGCUACUUUCAAAUGCAUAUAGAAGAUGGCAUUGAAAUUAAUCUCAUUUUACAAAGUGUAAAAGUUGUACUUUUCUGUGAAAAUAGUAAGUAAGUUUCCUUUGUUCUUGUUAGUUGAAAUGGCAAGAGCAUUGCUAAAACACACUAAAUUUAUUUUACAAUAGUGUGUUUAGCUGUAAAUAAAUAAAUUUCUUACUGCAGUUAAAUUUUGGCUACAUUAACUUUAUAUUGAAAUUAUAUUAAU
Molecule: messenger RNA, 1753 nt
Organism: Schistocerca piceifrons (Central American locust)
Lineage: Eukaryota; Metazoa; Arthropoda; Insecta; Orthoptera; Acrididae
Gene: Ttd14
Product: TRPL translocation defect protein 14
Exons: 12
Coding region: 171-1496 (441 amino acids)
Biological process (GO): photoreceptor cell maintenance
Molecular function (GO): phosphatidylinositol binding; phosphatidic acid binding; GTP binding
Source: RefSeq, a predicted model, not a curated record